AUGGGCGGACGCGAUCACCUGUUCAAAGUGCUGGUGGUGGGGGACGCCGCGGUGGGCAAGACUUCCCUGGUGCAGCGAUACUCCCAGGACAGCUUCAACAAACAUUACAAGUCCACGGUGGGAGUGGAUUUUGCUCUGAAGGUUCUCCAGUGGUCUGACUCAGAGGUGGUGCGGCUCCAGCUGUGGGAUAUUGCAGGGCAGGAGCGCUUCACCUCCAUGACACGGCUAUACUAUCGGGAUGCCUCCGCCUGUGUUAUUAUGUUCGACGUCACCAACGCCACAACCUUCACCAACAGCCAGAGAUGGAAACAGGACUUGGACAGCAAGCUCACGCUGCCUAAUGGAGAGCCCGUGCCCUGCCUGCUCUUGGCCAACAAAUGUGAUCUGUCCCCCUGGGCAGUGAGCCGAGACCAAGUUGACCGGUUCAGUAAAGAGAAUGGUUUCACAGGUUGGACAGAAACAUCGGUCAAGGAGAACAAAAAUAUUAACGAGGCCAUGAGAGUCCUCAUUGAAAAGAUGAUGAGCAAUUCCAGAGAAGAUAUGUCUUUGUCCACCCAAGGGGACUACAUCAAUCUGCAGACCAAGCCCUCCUCCAGCUGGGCGUGCUGCUAG
Molecule: messenger RNA, 612 nt
Organism: Puma concolor (puma)
Lineage: Eukaryota; Metazoa; Chordata; Mammalia; Carnivora; Felidae
Gene: RAB29
Product: RAB29, member RAS oncogene family
Biological process (GO): endosome to lysosome transport; phagosome-lysosome fusion
Cellular component (GO): phagocytic vesicle; trans-Golgi network; late endosome
Molecular function (GO): GTPase activity; GTP binding
Source: RefSeq, a predicted model, not a curated record